Molecule: messenger RNA, 457 nt
Organism: Vombatus ursinus (common wombat)
Lineage: Eukaryota; Metazoa; Chordata; Mammalia; Diprotodontia; Vombatidae
Gene: TMEM258
Product: transmembrane protein 258
Exons: 4
Coding region: 85-324 (79 amino acids)
Biological process (GO): protein N-linked glycosylation
Cellular component (GO): membrane-bounded organelle
Source: RefSeq, a predicted model, not a curated record
CCGCUUCCGGCGGCGCCGUUCCUGUCUCGGCAGACGUGGCCUUCCGGUCCUUGAGUCCGAGCAGAGACCCCGGCUGCCGGCAGGAUGGAGCUGGAGGCCAUGAGCAGAUACACGAGCCCGGUGAACCCGGCAGUGUUUCCGCAUCUCACCGUGGUGCUGCUGGCCAUCGGCAUGUUCUUCACUGCCUGGUUCUUCGUCUACGAGGUCACCUCCACCAAGUACACCCGCGACAUCUACAAGGAGCUGCUCAUCUCCCUGGUGGCCUCGCUCUUCAUGGGCUUCGGGGUCCUCUUCCUGCUGCUCUGGGUCGGCAUAUACGUGUGAGGGGCUUGCGGUUCUGUCUGCAUGAAAUCACUGAUGUCCUGCCUUUUGUUUCCCUGACAAUUUUUGUACUGUUGCUAAACACAAAUUUCCACUGACUUCUAAUAAAUGGAGGUGUGUUUGCCUUUGUAAAUAA